Molecule: messenger RNA, 987 nt
Organism: Penicillium argentinense
Lineage: Eukaryota; Fungi; Ascomycota; Eurotiomycetes; Eurotiales; Aspergillaceae
Product: NAD(P)-binding protein
Exons: 4
Coding region: 1-987 (328 amino acids)
Source: RefSeq, a predicted model, not a curated record
AUGAAGGUCGCGAUUCUUGGAGCCACUGGCCAAAACGGUAGCUCUAUUGUCAAUGGCCUGCUGUCAUCAACAGAAACCAGAUUUGAUAUCACGGCCCUUGUCCGACCUUCUUCACUAAAGAAGCCCAAUGUGCUCGACCUACAGAAGAGGGGUAUUGACAUAGUGUCAUUCAGUCUUGCCGACUCUGAGGAUGAUGUCACAGCCCAGCUCAAAGGCAUCGACGUCCUUAUUGUCUGCUGCUUACUGGACGAAGUUGCUCUUGCCAAUGCAGCCAAGAAGGCAGGGGUAAAGCGUUAUGUUCCAUGCUUUUAUGCUUCAGUGAUGCCCAGAGGCGUCCAGACGUUGCGCGACAACAAGGAGUCCAUACUAGACCAUAUUCAAAGGCUGCACCUUCCUUAUACCGUCAUCGACGUCGGUUGGUGGUACCAGAUCAGCCUUCCCCGCCUGCCCUCCGGCCGCAUUGAUCGCAACCUUUUUCUCUAUAAUAGCGCUAUUGGAGGCAGUGGUGACGUACCUUGUGCCAGGACCGAUUCCCGCGAUGUUGGCGUAUAUGUUGCUCGUAUCAUCGCCGACACUAGGACCCUUAACCAGAAGGUCUUCGCCUAUACCGACCUUCGCACUCAGCACGAGCUGUAUGAUACAGUUGAGAAGAUCAGCGGCGAGGAAAUAGAAAGAAAAUAUCGCACCGCCGAUGAGAUUGACGACGGUAUUGCUAGAACCAAGGACGACCCCUACAAGAUGAUGGAUUAUUACCAGUUCACGUACCAAAAGUCAUAUGACAUUAUGGGAGAAAAUACACCCGAAUACGCCCGCUACCUAGGCUACCAGGUUGGCAAGGACCUCUAUCCUGACCUGGAAGGAAUCUCUUUUGAAGAUUUCUUUAAAGAGACGUUGGAAACUGGUCUGAAACCUAUGUACGAAGAACAUGCAGAUUUUCUUCGGGAAUCAAGCUCUUUCAUUUUCAAGGGUGAAGCUAUAACGAAAUGA